Chondrus crispus (carragheen) is the source of this 1254-nucleotide messenger RNA. Its product is annotated as NADH dehydrogenase [ubiquinone] 1 alpha subcomplex subunit 9, mitochondrial. The record is from RefSeq and is a predicted model, not a curated record. Bases 1 to 1254 code for a protein of 417 amino acids. Gene Ontology annotation, molecular function: protein-containing complex binding. Gene Ontology annotation, cellular component: mitochondrion. NCBI's taxonomy places the organism in Eukaryota, Rhodophyta, Florideophyceae, Gigartinales, Gigartinaceae. The transcript has a single exon.
AUGGUGUGCAAGGUGCAUCGCACAGAUUGGGCAAAGUGGGUCGAAAUUCUGUCCUGUCGACCAGUAAAUUCCCCUACACCAGCCCAGCUUGCUUGGUGCCCCCAUCUCCAUCUCCGCAUCCAUCGCGACCCUCCUUUUCCUGACUCUCUGCCGACGGAGAAGGGCCACCGACUCGGCUGUGCCUCCCCGCUCACCCCUUCUAUGGCGCAAACCACUCUCACCGCUGCCGCCUCGCUCGCCGCGCGCGGCAGCGGCGGCCGCUCCUCCGUCAGCGGCAUUGCCGCCACUGUCUUCGGCGCGACCGGCUUCCUGGGCCGCUACGUCACCAACCAACUCGGGCGCAUCGGAUCGCAGGUCACCGUCCCGUACCGCGGCGACGAGCUCUACUCGCGCCAUCUCAAGGUCAUGGGCGACCUGGGCCAAGUCGUCCCGGUCCCGUUCGAGCUGCGCGACGAAGACUCUGUCCGCGACGCCAUACGCGGCUCCACCGUCCUCGUCAACCUCAUAGGCAAGCACUACGAGACGCUCAACUACAAGUUUCCCGACGUCCAUGUCUCGGCGACGAGGCGGCUGGCCGAGAUCGCCCGCGAGGAAGGCAUCGAGCACUUUGUCCAUGUGUCGGCGGCCGCCCCGGCCAAAGACACCUCCAGCCGCUGGCUGGCCACCAAGAUCGAGGGCGAGGACUGCGUGCGCGACGUCUUUCCGGACGCCACCAUUGUGAGGCCCACGGAUAUGUUUGGCACGGAGGACCGCUUCUUGACUCGCAUGGCGAUCAAUGUCAUGCAGAUGUACGCCAUUCCGCUUGCGGAUGACGGCGAAUCGCUUGCGCAGCCGGUGUGGGUGAACGACGUGGCGAGCGUGGUAGUCACCGCCGCGCGCGAUCCGGAGCGGUUCGGAGGGAAGACGCUCGAACUGGCAGGGCCGGACGUGAUGACGAUCCGGGAGCUGUACGAUUUCGUGUGCACGUCGAUUAAGCGCGAGGGGAGGUUCAUUCCCGUGCCUGGCAAGUUGAUGGAAAUCGGGGCAAAGUUUACAGGCGCGCGGCUACCGAUCAUCAACCCAUACCCAUUGUACACGGAAGAGCAAGUGAAGAUGGAGGUGGCAGAGACGAUUUUGGACUACGAGAAGGAGGGCGUGCUGCGGUUUGAAGAUCUAGACUGCGUGGCGAUGAGCGUGCAUUCGGAUACUGCGGGCGAGGUGCUGCGUCGGUUCCGACGGGGCGGGGACAGAAGCAGUUUGUUCUACAUCGACUAG